Molecule: messenger RNA, 5713 nt
Organism: Amborella trichopoda
Lineage: Eukaryota; Viridiplantae; Streptophyta; Magnoliopsida; Amborellales; Amborellaceae
Product: P-loop containing nucleoside triphosphate hydrolases superfamily protein
Molecular function (GO): helicase activity
Source: RefSeq, a predicted model, not a curated record
UGACGUGUUUUGACGCACGCGCGUUUUCCAGCAAAGGGAAAUAAGAUCCGGCUGCCGGAAAAUGUUCGUUUCCCCGUCAAAGAAUUUAUUUUACGGCCAAAUCUCGGGGCCAAGCCCUAUAUAAACCCCCUCGAACUCUCGUUCUUUGGUCAUUCAAUUUAGAGAAAGAAAGAGAUGGAGAGAGAGAAACGUUUUAGUGGAGCUUCGGGUUCUCUUGUUAUAAGUGCUACAGUUGCAUAGUGUAUCACAGCGUCAAUUCCAGUGUGCAGUAUUCAAUGAUUAUUGGCUGAUGUGAUUGUGUGAGGGGCAGCCGAUAAGGAUAUAAAUAAUCGAGUUGUUGACUGAGCAGGUUCUUUUGUUUACCUGUGGGAAUUUGGACUUCUUUCUCCUGGAGAUUGUUCUUUUAUUGACCUUUUUCUGGGUUGCCUUAUUUGGAAAUAUUGUGAUGCUUAGCACAACCUCCUUUGAGAGGUCUCUUGGCAUGGUCCUCUUUCUAGUUGUUAUUAGUGUCUUUCUUUACUAACUAUAAGAUUCCCAUUCCUACGGGUUUUCCUGAAGUUCAUCAACAGGACCAAUUGGUCAACAGGUGAUUAAAAGGGCUUUGGUAUCAUGAAGGUUCUGUUUUUCCUGGGUGUGGCAUACAUCUUAUUUUUAUUUUUUCAAUUUGUAAACCUAGAAAGAAUUUCGUUUGAUUCUUUGCAGCUACUGUGAGUUUUCACUAACAUCAAAUUUUCGCAAAUAUGGGUUCCCGUGGAAGACCAUUAUUUGAUCUAAAUGAACCCCCUGGUGAAGAAGAGGAAGUUUAUGAAACUUUACCUGAUCUCCUUGUUCAAGUAGGAAAUCAGGGGAUUGUAGAUAUUCAUGGUGGUUCUCAUACAUCAUCUGUUUCAGACUCCCAAACUGUUGCCAAAGAUAACCCAAAAGGCUGCACUGCAAAGAAUGAUAAAGAAAAUAACCAAGGAGAAUCACUGAUCCCAUCUUCUAGUAAGUCCAGUGCCCAGGUUUUGCCAGUUCAAUGUGAUUCUAAGAAUCAGAAUUUAUCACACUUGAUCUCUCCAUCAUUUUCUUUAUUUAGCAGAGAAGAUGAAAUUAAUGCAACUCCAUUUGUUGCUCCUAAACACUGUCGGAGAUUGCGUUCAAGGGUGGCUUCAACAUCUCACAAACAGAACACUAAAUGUCCAAAGAAAGAAACUUCAGAAAGGGAGGAGGGUGAAUACCCGGUGAUGUGGGAUGUAGCAAAUGCUUUAGGGAGCAGCCAUGGAACAAAAUUCAUGGCAAUUCCAAAACAGAAAGUUGAAAAUCCAUUUUCUAAAGGUCAUGGGGGGCUUGAGGAUAUUUCCAUAGAUUCUAAUUCCGAGGUCAAAUCUGAAAAGAAGAUCAUCUCUGCUCUUAGGGAUGGAAAUGAAAGUGCCCAUAUGGGGGGAGGGUUUACGAGUGGUAUAUCAGAUGAUAAGUGUCAAAGCCUUUCUAGAUCAGAUUCCACUCUUUUUGAUGUUGUAAAUAGCAUCAGUGGGAAUCAUGAAGAGAGUAGUAAAGGAGAUGCACAUAUUGGUAAUAGUUUGGAGGAGCCUGCAGGCAGCACAGCCACAGUGCCUAAAGAUUCAAAGGUACUACCAAAGGAUCGUCCUGUAAUGAAGUGUCCUCCUAUUGGCAAGAAGCAUACUCUUGACCAAAAGAAGGAGGCGAUGUUGGGUAAGAAGCGAGCCCGACAAACAAUGUUUCUUAAUUUAGAGGAUGUCAAGCAAGCUAGUGCAGUAAAAACCUCAACCCCAAAGAGGGUAAAUUCCCUCACAUCGCCCUUAACUAGUCGUGCAGGCAAAGAGACUCUGCGUGGUUCACGUGCUCCAGUUGAACGCAUGGGGGAUAGGCAAGGGCAACCCAUAACAAAAGAUCAGAAGCAAGCAGAUUUGUUGAGCAAUGAGAGAUAUACUGCUUCAGAAGUUAAUGAUAAGCAGAAGACUGACUGGAGUGGUGAUGAGAACUUUGGAGAUCAAGCAUCAAAUGAUGAAAGCUCAGGAAAGGGCCAAAUAGCGAUGUUCCCUAAGAGGUUGUCAAAUAAUUCUGAAACACCAUUGGAUCCCAUUCCUCCUCAUGUUUCGAGACAAAGUUCAUGGAAGCACAUCAUGGAAUCACGACAGUCUUCACAGCCUUUUAAUUGGGAUCAAGGUCGGGAUGUUCGAGAUUCAAGGGUAACAAACAAGAAGCAUUUACCAUCGAAGAAGAAUCAAUCUUCUAGUACAUCAUAUCAAGAUACAUCUGUGGAACGUCUACAUCGAGAGGUGACUAAUGACAAAUUUUGGCACCAUCCAGAGGUCGCGGAGCUUCAAAGUGUACCUGGUCGAUUUGAAUCUGUUGAAGAAUAUGUUAGAGUUUUCGAGCCUUUGCUUUUUGAGGAGUGCCGUGCUCAAUUAUACAGUACUUGGGAAGAACUUUCUGAAACAGGUCCAAGGGAUGCCCAUACUAUGGUUCGUGUAAAAAAUGUAGAGAGACGUGAAAGAGGAUGGUAUGAUGUAAUUGUUCUCCCAUUACAUGAGUGCAAGUGGACCUUUAAAGAGGGUGAUGUUGCUGUGCUGUCAUCAUCAAAACCUGAAACAGUGAGACUGAGGAGGACCAAGGUUAACAGUGGGACAAAUGAAGAUGAAGUGGAGUCUGAGGCUGCAGGAAGGGUGGCUGGUACAGUUAGGAGAUUUUCACCAGUGGAUACUCGUGAACCUCCAGGAGCAAUACUCCAUUUCUAUGUUGGAGACAAAUAUGAUGCAAACAGUAAGAUGGAUGAGGAUCCUUCCCUCUUGAAGAAUUUACAGCAGAGAGGCACUUGGUAUCUAACUGUUCUUGGAACGCUUGCAACAACCCAGAGGGAAUAUUUAGCGUUGCAUGCAUUCCGUCGGCUCAACCAUCAGAUGCAAAAUGCAAUCCUGCAACCCAGUCCAGAGCACUUCCCGAAAUAUGAGGAGCAACCCCCUGCAAUGCCUGAAUGCUUCACCCAAAACUUUGUGGAUCACCUCCACCGGACCUUCAACGGGCCUCAGUUAGCCGCUAUCCAAUGGGCUGCAAUGCACACAGCCGCUGGAACCAGUAGUCUUGGAUCAUCCAAGAGACAAGACCCAUGGCCCUUCACCCUGGUUCAAGGGCCUCCUGGUACUGGAAAGACCCACACAGUGUGGGGUAUGCUAAAUGUUAUCCAUCUUGUCCACUACCAACACUAUUAUGCGGCUCUUCUGAAGAAACUUGCGCCUGAAAGCUAUAAACAACCUACCGAAACAAGCUCGGAAAGUGUGUGUUCUGGUUCUAUAGAUGAGGUCCUUCAAAGCAUGGACAAAAACCUCUUAAGAACCCUACCCAAGCUUUGCCCCAAGCCCCGAAUGCUAGUUUGUGCACCAUCCAAUGCGGCAACAGAUGAGCUCCUUUCUCGAGUCCUGGACCGAGGGUUUAUUGAUGGGGAAAUGAAGGUUUAUAGGCCCGAUGUGGCUCGAGUUGGGGUUGAUACACAAACCCGAGCUGCGCAGGCUGUGUCAGUAGAGAGAAGAACUGAGCAACUCUUAACAAAAAGUAGGGAAGAAAUCAUUAGCUGGAUGCACCAGUUAAAGCUUCGUGAGGCCCAAUUCUCUCAACAGAUAGCUGCUCUCCAAAGAGAACUGAAUGUUGCAGCUGCAGCUGUGCGUUCACAAGGGAGCAUGGGGGUGGACCCUGAGGUGCUCAUGGCUCGAGACCACAAUAGGGACUCUCUUUUACAAAACCUUGCGGCUGUUGUGGAGGGAAGAGACAAAGUUUUGGUAGAAAUGUCAAGAUUGGUUAUAUUGGAGAGCCAGUUUAGGGCAGGUGGGGGUUUUAACACUGAUGAGGCUCGAGCAAGCCUUGAAGCAAGCUUUGCGAAUGAAGCUGAGAUUGUGUUCACUACUCUCUCUAGCAGUGGGCGCAAGCUAUUCUCGAGGCUAACACAUGGGUUUGAUAUGGUGGUCAUUGAUGAGGCAGCGCAGGCGAGUGAGGUUGGGGUCCUCCCUCCUCUUGCAUUAGGUGCAGCGAGGUGCGUGCUUGUCGGAGAUCCUCAGCAGCUCCCUGCUACUGUUAUCAGCCAGGCAGCGGGCACUCUUCUCUAUAGCCGUAGUCUUUUUGAGAGGUUUCAGCAAGCAGGAUGCCCAACCAUACUUUUGUCAGUGCAGUAUCGAAUGCAUCCUCAGAUUCGUGAAUUCCCUUCCAGAUAUUUCUACCAGGGACGCCUAACUGACAGUGAAAGCGUUCUGAACUUACCUGAUGAAGUUUAUUACAGAGAUCCUCUCUUGAGGCCCUACAAUUUCUACGAUAUCAUGCAUGGGAGAGAGUCCCACAGGGGUGGGUCUGCCUCUUAUCAGAAUGUGCAUGAGGCCCAAUUUGCCCUGAAGCUUUAUGAGCAUCUCCAAAAGAUUGUUAAAGCUUCAGGUGGCGGUAAGGUAACAGUGGGGAUCAUCACUCCAUACAAGCUUCAGUUGAAGUGUUUGCAAAGGGAGUUUCAGGAGGUUUUGGCUUCGGAAGAAGGGAAGGGCUUGUACAUCAACACAGUGGAUGCAUUUCAAGGCCAGGAGCGGGAUGUGAUUAUCAUGUCAUGUGUCCGGGCAUCCAACCACGGUGUGGGUUUUGUGGCUGAUAUAAGGCGAAUGAAUGUCGCCCUCACACGUGCUAGGAGAGCACUUUGGGUUAUGGGUAAUGCAGCCGCUUUGAUUCAGUCAGAGGACUGGGCUGCCCUUAUUGCUGAUGCCAAGGGUAGGGGUUGCUUUGUUGACAUGGAGUCCAUACCUAAAGAGUUCACCAUCUCUAAACCACCAAUAUAUAACCCAAUGCCUAACAAUAGGUUUCCAGUUAAUUCGCGGAUGCCUAGAAUGAUGGUUGGACCAAAACACCGGCAUCCUGGCAUGUUUGCUGAGCCCAAAUCUCUCUCUCUCCCAAAUGGUGAAGAGAAACCCGACUCAUCGGUUCCCAGUAAUGGCACAUACAGAGCAGCCGUAUGAGAAGAAUUUGUUUGGUCCUGGGCCACGGGACUGCCCCACACUAUUGAGGGUGAUUGAUGCAGAGAAGUGGGUUGGUUCUGAAACAGUGGAGUCUGCCCCCAGAAAUGUGGGAGGACAAAUGGUUAGAACCAUUCAGGCCUAACUGUGGUCUACUGGUUGGAGUCCUUUAAAGGAUGAGAAAUGAGCCAUUUGCGGGUCUUUAUCCGAGUUCGAAUGCUUGGUUAAGAGUGCAGUACCCCGAACUUUUAACUAAAAUCGAUGGAGAUUUUUGUUCUUCCAAAGGGUGCAAUAGGGUGUGAAGCCUAUUGCCCUUGAGAAAUUUUGUGCUAACCCAAGAAAGAUUCUGAAGAAAUGCUGGUUUUUUGGAUCCAUUUGGUAGAAGAUUUGUUGUGAUGGAUGCCUUCGGUUCAUGUGCUUGAUAAUUCUUGUACAUAAUCAUAGCUCCUGGAUGAAGAGCUGUAUUAUAGUAAAUAGAUACACUUGCCCAUUAUGUUUGUUUUGGGCACACGAUUCAGGGUUAUGUAAGGGGAAACAUCGAUAGAAGCUUUUGGGGACUAUCUCACAGAGGUCGGAGAUUUUGGGGACUGGGAUGAUUGCUCACGUGGCUCUGUAAAUUCUCUCUGUAAAGGAUGGCUGUUUGUAUAUGAUCCUGGAUACGGAGAAAAGGUAAAGUACCUCACCGAUCUGUACAUUUUGAUUCGAAAUAAAAUUAUUCUUUUUAUGCAAUGUCA